Molecule: messenger RNA, 1551 nt
Organism: Knipowitschia caucasica
Lineage: Eukaryota; Metazoa; Chordata; Actinopteri; Gobiiformes; Gobiidae
Source: the annotation of a GenBank genome assembly
AUGGUCCACGCUGACGACGUGCUCACCAAAGAGGAACAGAUCGGCCUCCUGUUCAAAGCCAAACGCAAAUGUGAAGGAAACAUCCGAUCCAGGAGCUCCAACAGAGAUGUGUUCUGUUCGGCGGAGUGGGACGGUAUCGUGUGCUGGCCUGAGGGUUCUCCGGGACGCCUGGUCUCCACACCGUGUCCCGAGUACAUCUACGACUUCAACCACAAAGGACAAGCGUAUCGACGGUGCGACAGCAACGGGACGUGGGAGAUGUCAUCAGCCAAUAACAAAACCUGGGCCAAUUACAGCGAGUGCGCAAAGUUCCUCCACAACCAGAGUCACAACAAGGAGGUCUUCCACCGGCUGUACCUCAUCUACACCGUGGGCUACUCCAUCUCUCUGGGAUCACUCAUGGUGGCCGUCCUCAUCCUGGGAUACUUCCGGCGUCUGCACUGCACCAGGAACUACAUCCACAUGCACCUGUUCGUGUCUUACAUGCUGCGCGCCGUCAGCAUCUUUGUCAAAGACAUCGUCCUCUACUCGGGCUCCGCCAUCGAAGACAUUCACCGAGUCAGUGUGGAAGAACUCAAGUCCAUCACGGAGGCGCCGCAGGCCGACAAGACGCAGUUUAUCGGCUGUAAGGUUGCCGUGACGUUGUUCCUCUACUUCUUGGCCACUAAUUACUACUGGAUCCUGGUGGAGGGCUUGUACUUGCACAGCCUCAUCUUCAUGACCUUCUUCUCCGACCGCAAAUACCUGUGCGGCUUGACGCUGAUUGGAUGGGGAGUACCGGCCAUGUUUGUGACGGUUUGGGCGACCGUAAGAGCGACAUAUGCAGAUACAGAGUGCUGGGACCUAAGUGCGGGCAAUUUAAAAUGGAUCUAUCAAGUCCCGAUACUGACGGCGGUGGUGGUAAACUUCAUCCUUUUCCUCAACAUUAUCCGGGUGUUAGCAACCAAGCUGCGCGAAACCAAUGCAGGCAGGUGUGACACACGGCAGCAGUACAGGAAGUUGUUAAAAUCCACCAUGGUCCUAAUGCCCCUAUUUGGCGUCCAUUACAUUGUCUUUCAUGCCAUGCCGUAUACUGAGAUCUCUGGCAUUCCGUGGCAGAUACAGAUGCACUACGAGAUGCUCUUUAACUCCUUUCAGGGCUUCAUGGUGGCUAUUAUCUACUGUUUCUGCAACGGAGAGGUCCAAGCCGAGAUCAAGAAGUCGUGGAGCCGCAGGACUCUGGCGCUGGACUUCAAACGCAAAGCCCGCAGCGGCAGCAACACGUACAGCUACGGCCCCAUGGUCUCCCACACCAGCGUCACCAACGUCACCGGCCGCGGACCCCUGGCUCUGCACCUCACCACCAAACUGGGGCCCCUGCCAGUCAACGGCCACCGCAACCUGCCGGGAUACGUCAAGAACGGCUCCGUGUCCGAAAACUCUGGACCUUCGUCGGGACACGAGCUGCACAUCCCAGAGGAAGAUCAGAAACAGCAGCAGCAACAACCACGGCCCAGCGAACCGGAGAAGCCCGCCGUGCUGGUAGAAGAAGAGAGAGAGACGGUGAUGUGA